Molecule: messenger RNA, 1346 nt
Organism: Momordica charantia (bitter melon)
Lineage: Eukaryota; Viridiplantae; Streptophyta; Magnoliopsida; Cucurbitales; Cucurbitaceae
Product: EF hand calcium-binding protein family
Cellular component (GO): myosin II complex
Molecular function (GO): calcium ion binding
Source: RefSeq, a predicted model, not a curated record
AAGAGUCAAUGGAUAAAACAUAAAAGAAAAGAAAAAAAAAAAAGAGACAAUCAUAAAGCUUUGCUGUGACCCAAAAAUAAAACUCCACCGACCCACACGCUUUUCUAAUUUUAACGCAAUACAAAAUCCCUAAUCGCCACCGCCAUUUUCCUCCUCAAACUUCAAAUAUCCACCUCUUUCGUUCCUCCUUCCUCUUCCUCCGCCGCCGCUACCGCCACCGCCAACCGCCGUCUCCUCCCACAAUUCAAUUUCUCUCUGCGUCUGUCUAAUCAAUCGAUUCACAUUGUUUCGGCAUUGUAAAAUCCGAUUCCAGGUAUGGCUGCGCUCGCAGUUGAGCAGCUGAAUCAAUUACGCGACAUAUUUGCACGAUUCGACAUGGAUUCCGACGGAAGCCUGACGAUUCUUGAGCUGGCGGCGUUGCUCCGGUCGCUAGGUCUAAAGCCCUCCGGCGACCAAAUCCACGUUCUCGUCGCGAACAUGGAUGCGAACGGGAAUGGAUCUGUAGAGUUCGACGAAUUGGUGACCGCGAUUAUGCCGGAUUUCAACGAGGAGGUAAUGGUAAAUCAGACGCAGCUUCUGGAGGUUUUCCGUUCCUUCGAUCGAGACGGGAAUGGAUAUAUAACCGCGGCGGAGCUGGCGGGAUCGAUGGCGAAGAUGGGACAGCCAUUGACGUACAGAGAGCUAACGGAGAUGAUGAAGGAAGCCGAUACGGACGGAGAUGGCGUAAUUAGCUUCAACGAGUUUGCAUCUGUAAUGGCUAAAUCCGCAUCUGAAUUUCUAGGGCUUGCAAUAUCUUGACUAGAAGAUCAGAUCGUUUCUAAUUCGCUGCCGAUCCAUGGAAUUCGAAACUGUAAUAUAAUUCUCAAAGUUUUCCCCUCUGAUCUGAUCUCAUCAAACACCAAAACCAUGAUUUCUCUCCCUCCCUAAUUAGAAUAUUUCAUAAUUGACUUAGCGCGUUCAACUUCAAUCAUGGAAACUUCUGUGGACUUGUGCAUUCAUUGAGGAUCCCUUUUAACCACGAAAUUAAAUGAUCGAAUAUUUUGGUGUUGUAGUUUUCCUUCUUUUUCUUUUUUGAGUUCGACCAUGGAAUUUAAACUUCCUGACCUUUUGAGUUUGACCCACCAUAGUUCGCUUGUAAUUUUUUUAUUUUUUUUUUAACUUUUUCUGUACAUAUAUAUAAAUCCCUGAGUUGAAGUCGGGGAGGAUUGGGAGGAUUUGAUAUUUGAUGAGUGGCUGUACUAUGAUCGCUUAGGCGAUAUGGUCCAGACAAUCAUAGUAAAGUACUGAGUUGAGUUGAAGUCAUGAGCGGUUGUACUAUGAUUGCUAGGGCGAUAUGCAAGAAUGAA